AAAAAAAAAAGCAACCAGAAUUUUUUUUUAAAUGCAGCAACAAUGAACUUUAAUAAUAAAACUUUAGCAAUCAUUUUUUUAAUUUCAAUAAUAAUCAUCAAUACAUCAUGUGCAGUUACACAAUUUAAUAAUUCACAAAUUUCAAAUUGUAAAGAUAUUGAAGCACCAUGUAAUUUACAAGAUUCAGUCUAUUGGAAUAAUAAUAAAUUACCAUCUGAUGGUGAUGAUAUUAUAGUCGAUUUUUCAACAUUAAUAGCAUCUGAUGCCGUUAAUAUUAAAAAUCAAUUAUUACUAUCAACAUUUUCAAAUGAUAAUAAUAUUAAAAAACUACCAUCCUCAACUCCAACAACAACAAAUUUAGUUUAUUUAUUUUUAAAUAAUUUAAAUGCAACUUAUAAUUCACUAAAUUUGGUCGGAUAUAAUGGUGGUGCAGACAACAUUACAAUAAGUUUGGUAUUUUCAAAUAUUCAAAUAACAGUCGAGAAAUUAAAUCUGACAAAUUCAUACUUAAACCUAAUCAAUGCAAGUAGUUUUGUAAAAGUUGAAGACAAAUUAAUUUUAUCAAAUAAUAGUGUAUUCAAUAUUACACAGAAGAGUAAAUUACAAGUAGAUGGUGUAGCCCAAGUAGAUUCAUCAAGUUUUUUAAAUUUUUAUAAUGAAUCUACCUUAAGCUUAAACGGUGAAUCCAUAUUCAAGUCCUCUCCAUUGUUUCAAAACAAUAGUACCUUAAUCAAUUCAAAUGAUCCUUCAACAGUUUAUUUCCACAGUGGUGUCAAGUCUUAUGGAAAUGCCGUAUUGUCCAAUUGCCAAUUUUACAAAUCUAGCUAUUUCUUAGGAAAUGUUUCUGUUGACGGUAUAGUCGAUCUAGUCAGUAAUAGUACAUCCGCCAGUAGUAUAUCAGUUUACGGUAAUCUUGAUGUCGAAUCUCAUGCAUCUAUCAAUAUCAAUAAUGGAUCUGUAUUAUCAUUAGGUGGUAAAAUUAAUGGAAGAUCAUCAUUAGACAGUGAAAAUAACAAUUUGUUUUUAAACGGUGGUACUCUAGAAAUAGUUAAUUCAAAUUCCAACUUCUCCAUUUCAAAUUAUACAUCAAAUAACGAACAAUCAUAUGGUUCAAUUUAUUUCAUCCAAGUCGGAAGCAAUGGUUCAUCUCUUGAAUUAUCAAGUAGUAUAGUAGGUUUCAACAACUCAAAUAUAAAUGUAGGUGUUAUGGGUUCGGCUUUAUAUAUUAUUAACAGUACAUUUAAUAGCUUCUAUGAAGAUGGGUCCCAGGUCGCAAAUGGAUCACUCAUAAGUACAAGCAACGUAACUAUCAACUCUUUACACUUACAUUUCACCAAAUUAGUAAUCGAGGAAGAAAGCACUUUUAUCUUGGGUGGCAAUGCAAUUGUAGAUUCCGCUUUUUUGAGCUAUAGCGAAAAUAAUAUCGAUACUAUGGGCAAUUUUAUUAUCACCAAUACAAACAUUCAAGUUCCACUAAUCAACUUGAUCGAUAAAAUGGAAUCAUUAUUCUAUUUAAUCAACAGUAACUUGUAUGGCUCAUUAAAUGUAACCGAUAAUAAGUUUUAUCCAGUUGGUGUAUCAACAGUUUCAAAAGAUUUAUAUGUUGGAACUGGUGGUGAAAUUGUUUUUGAUCGUUCAAAUACUCAAUUAAUAGUCGGUGGCAAUUUAUACCUUCAAUCAAAUUCUGUAUUAUAUAUUCAAGAUAACAAUUCCAACAACAACCUAAUUAAAAUCAAUGGAAAUUUAACAAUCGCAGGCAAAUUGGUUGUAAACAUAAAGUGGACCAAUAAAAUCAAAUCUAGUGAUUACUCUUUAAAAUUAUUCGAAUUAGACCCCAAGAUUCAAAAACAACAGGUUAAUGGUGUAUUUAAUGACGGAAUUUCAAUUUUGUUUAAUGGUGCUUCUCCAAAUGAUAGAAAUAGGGUCGAUGGUUAUAGAAUCAAAGUUGAUAGUUCCUAUGUUUCCUUAGAAAUCCCUUAUAAAAAGCUUCCCAAAUGGUAUAUUCAUGUUUUGGUAAUCGGUAUACUAUGUGUAAUCGGUUUUGUUGCUGGUUUAAUAUAUGCUAUUGCUGGUAUUAACAAUGCUUUAAAAUAUUAUGCAUACAAAAGAAGAGAAGAAAAAGAAAAUAUUAGCUUACCAUUAUUGAAAAAUAAAGAUAAUACUUCCACAGGUGGUAAUAAAGAAGAUAAAGAAAAUAAAAAAGAUGAAGAUUUAGAAAAGGUUCCAUUAAAAAAAUCAAAAAAUAACAUUGUAACCAAUAAUAUCAUUAUUACAAGCGAAAAUAACAAUAGUAAUAAUAGCAGUGAUGAAAAUGAUAAUAUUGGUAGUGAAAAUAAUGUUUAGAAAUAUAACUUUAAAAUAAAUAAAUAAAUAAAUAAAUAAAUAGAUAAAUAAAUAAAAAUAAAAUAAAUAUAAAAUAAAUAUAAAAUAAAU
Messenger RNA from Dictyostelium purpureum, 2433 nucleotides. RefSeq lists its product as uncharacterized. Bases 43 to 2343 code for a protein of 766 amino acids. NCBI's taxonomy places the organism in Eukaryota, Evosea, Eumycetozoa, Dictyosteliales, Dictyosteliaceae. The record is from RefSeq and is a predicted model, not a curated record. The transcript has a single exon.